AAGUGGCAGACAGAGGAUCACAACGUCAACAGGCUCUUUGAAACAUACACCCACGUCAUCAUUAUUAUUACUUAAUUAACUUCGUUUGAUUUCUAAAUACACCCCAAUCUUCUCCUAUUUAAACCCUGAACUCACAACCACAACACAGACGCUUAUUUCUCAUUUCUUCUUUCCUAUAAAUAAGCAAACAAAUUUACCGUUCGCCGGCGAAUUUAUCCAUUAUAACUCAAAAUCCAUUUCAAUUUUCGCCGGAAAAGAUGAUAGCUUGUCUUGAGAGAUUCGUUCCUGAAAACGACAUCGAAUCGAGAGCAGCCGUCGAGGCUUCAAUUAUGUGCAAGACUUUAGACCUCCAAGGAAGUAUCGAGAGUACGGCCGCUGCCGAUAGAGAUUUCGGUGGACUGUAUUCUCGCAGACCAUUGGCCGUAAUUAGACCAUCCAGCGCCGAUGACGUGGCCAGAGUAAUUAAAGCAGCUUCACUGUCAUCGACUCUGACGGUGGCGGCAAGGGGUAACGGCCACUCAAUCAACGGCCAAGCGAUGGUGGACCGUGGACUCAUCAUAAAUAUGCGCUCCACGGAGAACAACCACUUCAAAAGAGUGGAAAUUGACGGUUCAACCUAUGUUGAUGUAUCGGGAGGGGCAUUAUGGGAAGAUGUACUAAAACGCUGCGUUGAGGAGUAUAGAUUGGCCCCGCGGUCGUGGACUGAUUAUCUGAGUUUAACGGUGGGAGGAACUUUAUCCAACGCCGGCGUUAGUGGUCAGACCUUCCUAUACGGCCCACAAACGGCAAACGUUGCCGAGUUAGAAGUGGUAACGGGAAGAGGCGAAGUUGUAGUUUGCUCAGAAAGGAAAAACUGUGAAUUGUUCUUCAGUGUCCUCGGUGGUCUUGGUCAGUUUGGAAUCAUAACCAAAGCUAGAGUUUUGCUACAGUCAGCACCGGACAUGGUGAGAUGGAUAAGAGUAGUGUAUUCCGAGUUCAAUGAGUUUACUCGGGAUGCUGAGUUACUGGUGACUUGUCAAGGAGGUGGCCGAUCGUUUGACUACGUGGAAGGGUUCGUGUUUGUGAACAGUGAUGACCCUGUUAACGGACGGCCUUCGGUGCCACUGGACCCGGACCAUGGGUUCGACCCGGCUCACUUGCCUCGAAACGCUGACUCAGUUCUCUGCUGUCUUGAACUCGCUCUUCAUUACAACAACGGUGACAAGCCUUCCGCAAUUGAUAUGGUGGUGAAGAGAUUACUUGGACGGCUAGGAUUUAUCAAGAAGCUUAAAUUCCAAGUGGACGUGAGCUACGUGGAUUUUCUCUUGCGUGUAAAGCGUUCAGAGGAACAUGCAAAAGCCAACGGAAUUUGGGAGUCUCCUCACCCUUGGUUGAACAUGUUCAUCGCCAAAUCACACAUAGCAGAAUUUGAUGAAGCGAUUUUCAAGAAAAUCUUAAAGGAUGGUGUGGGCGGGCCCAUGCUAAUUUACCCGCUACUUCGAAGCAAGUGGGAUAAUCGUACGUCCGUAAUGACACCAAAUGAAGAAAUCUUCUACAUCGUUGCAUUGCUUAGAUUUACUCCCCCCGGAUCGAAUGGUCCAGAGGUCGACAAGCUAGUGUCACAAAAUCGUCAAAUUGUUGAGUAUUGCAUCCAAAAUGGAUUCGAUUAUAAGCUAUACCUACCUCACUACCAAACACAAGAGCAAUGGAAGGAACAUUUUGGAGGUAAAUGGGAAAGAUUUGUUGAGAGAAAGGCGUGUUAUGAUCCAAUGGGCAUUCUUGCCCCAGGACAGAAAAUAUUUGGAAGGAUACGUAAUACUUAAUGUAUUGGUGUAAAAAAAUCAAUUGUAAUUUCGAUGGGACUUAAAGAAUAUCCAAUUGAAUGGUGGGUCAUGUUCAUGUUGAAUCCAA
Molecule: messenger RNA, 1890 nt
Organism: Mangifera indica (mango)
Lineage: Eukaryota; Viridiplantae; Streptophyta; Magnoliopsida; Sapindales; Anacardiaceae
Product: cytokinin dehydrogenase 7-like
Exons: 4
Coding region: 258-1802 (514 amino acids)
Biological process (GO): cytokinin metabolic process
Molecular function (GO): FAD binding; cytokinin dehydrogenase activity
Source: RefSeq, a predicted model, not a curated record